Capra hircus (goat) is the source of this 921-nucleotide messenger RNA. RefSeq names its product olfactory receptor 1052. The coding region runs from base 1 to 921 and encodes 306 amino acids. The transcript has a single exon. Gene Ontology annotation, cellular component: membrane. Gene Ontology annotation, molecular function: olfactory receptor activity; G protein-coupled receptor activity; odorant binding. Gene Ontology annotation, biological process: sensory perception of smell; G protein-coupled receptor signaling pathway. The record is from RefSeq and is a predicted model, not a curated record. NCBI's taxonomy places the organism in Eukaryota, Metazoa, Chordata, Mammalia, Artiodactyla, Bovidae.
AUGGCUGCAAAGAAUUUUACGGUUGUUACUGAAUUUAUUCUUUUGGGACUGACAGACAAUGCUGAGCUGAAAGUUAUUCUUUUUGUAUUGUUUCUGGUGAUUUAUGUUAUUACUUUGGUGGGGAGUCUGGGCAUGAUCUUCUUAAUCCAAAUCACCCCCAAGCUCCACACACCCAUGUACUUUUUCCUCAGCUGCCUUUCACUUGUGGAUGCCUGUUAUUCAUCUGUUAUUGCACCAAAAUUGCUGAUCAGCUUCCUAGUUGUGAGGCAAACCAUCUCCUUCUCUGCCUGCAUAGUGCAGCAUUUGUUUUUCGGGGUGUUCAUCACCACAGAAGGCUUCUUGCUGUCCGUAAUGGCUUAUGACCGUAAUGUGGCCAUUGUCAACCCUUUGCCUUACGCUGCAGCCAUGUCUAAGAGGAAGUCUGUGGGACUGGUCACUGGAUCACUCGUUGGUGGAAUGAUCAACUCACUGACCCACACCAUAAGCUUUGGGAGAUUGUCUUUCUGCAGGUCCAAUGUCAUCAGUCACUUCUUCUGUGAUGUCCCUCCACUGCUGAAGUUGUCAUGUUCUGAUACCUCCAUGAACGAGCUAUUGCUCCUAACCUUCUCUGGAGUCAUUGCCUUGGCCACCUUCUCGAUUGUGACCAUUUCCUACACCUUCGUUGCUGUUGCUAUCCUGAGGGUCCGCUCAGCAGCAGGCAGACAGACAGCCUUCUCCACCUGUGCCUCUCACCUGACCACUGUGACCAUAUUCUACAGCACCUUGAGUUUUAAUUACAUUCAGCCAAGUUCCCAGUAUUCUGUAAAACAAGAAAAGGUGGUUUCAGUGUUCUGUAUGCUGGUGAUUCCCGUGUUGAACCCACUGAUUCACAGUCUGAGAAACAAAGAGGUAAAGGGCGCUGUGAGAAGGGCCAUAGGAUAG